CCAGCCCAAGCUGGCGCGGCGGUGGCCCGGGCGGUGGCGGCGGCCGGGAUGGGCGAUGGGGGCUCCGAGCGCGACCGUGGCUCGGCGCGCAGGGCGGAGUCCGGGGGCGGUGGCAGGCGCGGCGGGAACCGCGGCGGAGCGGAGGACUCGCGAGCUGAUGGGGACGACCGCAGCCCGAGGGAGGUCGCCGGGACCUCGGCCUCCAGCCCCGCGGGCUCCAGGGAGAGCGGUGCCGACAGCGACGGGCAGCCCGGACCCGGCGAGGCGGACUACUGUCGCCGCAUCCUGGUGCGAGACGCCAAGGGGAUCAUCCGGGAAAUCGUCCUGCCCAAAGGCCUGGACCUGGACCGGCCCAAGCGGACCCGCACGUCCUUCACGGCCGAGCAGCUGUACCGCCUGGAGGUGGAGUUCCAGCGCUGCCAGUACGUGGUGGGCCGCGAGCGCACGGAGCUGGCCCGCCAGCUGAACCUCUCCGAGACCCAGGCCAUCUUCCCAGAACCUUCCAGACUCCAAACCAAGCGCCAGCCCAUGCUCGCCUCUCCUGGAGCACCGCCCCAGCCGCGCAGAGUGCAGGGGGAGCAGGCCACCUCGUGGAGGCUGCGUCCUUCCUCCUGGGGUCACACCCCUUGUUGCUGCCACUCCCUUGUACCUAGUCGCCCUCUGGGUGCUGGGAGUGUGCUGCUGCCACCACCCCCACCAGGCCUGCAACUUCCCAAGGGCAGGAACCAUAACUUUUGUGUCUUUCCUCUUUCCCUGGUUCAGAAAAUGUGAGCCACAAAUGACUCCCCUUUGGUGUGGGCCAGGCACAAUGCUAAGCCUUUUACAUGGAUUUGCUUAUUUAACCCCAGACAGCCCAGUUAUUAUUGUCCCCAUUUUAGAGAUGAGGCAACUGAGACUCAAGGUUCAUGGAAAGCUUCCUGGCAGGAGGCUUUGCAGCAGGGGAACAAGUGCCAGCAAAAGAUCAGCAGUACUGGAAGGAAAGCAGCUUCCGGCAGAGCCAGGCUCCCCAAGCAGAGGGAGGGACAGCUUCACCGGGCAAUCGAAUUCCAGGGGUGGCAAACCUAAAAGGGUUUUCUUUCCAUUCACUGCCUCCAGCCAGACUUGGUUGAGAACUCCCUUUCCCAUUCCUUACUGAGCGCUCCUUCAAACGUCACCUCUUCCUAGAGGCUGUCCUGGUGACCUCACCACUCAAACCACACUGCCUGCCUCUCUCCCCUGCUCUGCCACCUUUCUCUAAAGUCCAGUGUCAGCCCACAAACUGUUAUCCACCCUGAUAAGUUAAGUACAGAAAUGGAGAAUAAGUUUUUGAAAAGGUAUAUAGCAAUUUUUUAUUAAUUCAUUUUAAUUGUAUUUUAUGAAAGUAUUGGCCCAUGAAAAAUUGCAGACUUUUUUUUAAUAGACUGUAGGUUUGCAGAAAAAUUACGCAGAAAAUAAUUACCGUAUCACUCUCCUCAACGCAGUUUUCCCUAUUAUUCACAUUUUACAUUAGUACAGUAACUGUUAAAAUUGAUGAACCAACAUUAUUAGAAUUACAUUAUUAAUUUAAGUCCCUAGUUUGUAUUGGGGUUCACUCUGUGUGUUGUACAGUUCUAUGGUUGUUGUUGUAGUUGUUUUCUAAAUUUUUAUUGUGGUAACAUAUAUACAACGUAGUAUUUCCCAUUUUAACCACUUUCAGAUAUGCAAUUCAGUGGUAUUAAUUACAUUCACAAUAUUGUGCUACCAUCAUCAUCAGAAUGGAAGUAGUCCCUCACCACAUCACAUGAGAAAUACUUUCAAAGCAUUUAUUGCCACCUGACAAGUCUACUCAUUUGUGUUUUUGUGGGUGUUUGUUUUUGUUUUUGUCAAAGCAAGCAAAACUAAACAAUAUGUGGACUGGGCAUAAUAAGCGCAUGAUAAUGCUUUAAUAAAG
Molecule: messenger RNA, 1909 nt
Organism: Choloepus didactylus (southern two-toed sloth)
Lineage: Eukaryota; Metazoa; Chordata; Mammalia; Pilosa; Megalonychidae
Gene: VAX2
Product: ventral anterior homeobox 2
Exons: 3
Coding region: 49-771 (240 amino acids)
Biological process (GO): regulation of DNA-templated transcription; central nervous system development; neuron differentiation
Molecular function (GO): DNA binding; DNA-binding transcription factor activity, RNA polymerase II-specific
Source: RefSeq, a predicted model, not a curated record